AUGAUUUGGAAGAGAAGUAUUAUUGGUCAGUUGAACACUGGCAGAUUGGCAUUUUCACACAUUAGACAAUUCCAUGCAAGCUCACCGGCGUUAUAUAAAAAGUGGAAUGAGUUGAAGAAAGAUGACAAACAGGAAUUCAUCAAGAACUUUGUUUCACUGUACAAGGAAAAACACCCUUGUAGUAAGAGUAACGUCAUGUACCGGGCGUUGGCGAGCGAAAUGGAUGAAUAUAAUGAUACCCCUUAUGUUUUUGGUGUGUUAUACAAUGAAAUCAGGGCUGUAGAAAAGGGCGAGUCCACAGACAACCAAAAGGGAGUCGGUCCAAUGGGUGACCCAGACUUCGUUAAGUUAUUAUACAAAUAA
This is a messenger RNA of Kluyveromyces marxianus DMKU3-1042, 363 nucleotides long. RefSeq lists its product as uncharacterized. The record is from RefSeq and is a predicted model, not a curated record. The coding region runs from base 1 to 363 and encodes 120 amino acids. NCBI's taxonomy places the organism in Eukaryota, Fungi, Ascomycota, Saccharomycetes, Saccharomycetales, Saccharomycetaceae. The transcript has a single exon.